UUGUACGGUACCGUCAUACUCUGAACUGUUAUAAAAUUGCCACAUUGUGAAUUAAUCUCGUUUCAUUCAUUAGAACUUUACGAAGGUUUACAUAGAUUACUACAAAAGAUGGGAACCUUUCGUUAACAUCGGAGAAGUAAACCGGACUCUUUACGGCCACGGACCAAACACGGAAGCGACAUGAAACUUCUGACCUGUUUGUUGGUGGCUUGUGCGACAUGGAAGUUUAGUUCGUGAUAACAAGCCAUGUUUAGCUUGAAAGCACUACAGAAGAACAGAACGUUGAAAUAUGGAGUGCCGAUGCUCCUGCUGGUGGUCGGGGGGUCCUUUGGCUUGCGGGAGUUCACGCAGAUCCGAUACGACGCCCAGAAAAUCAAGAGAAAGUUGGAUCCUGCACUGGAGGCCAGAGUGGAUGUGCAGAAGCAGCCGCUCAUCCUGGAGCAAGAGUACCAGAAGAUGAAGGAGGCCAAUCUGGACGGGUGGAAGAACAUCCGUGGUCCUCGGCCCUGGGAGGACCCCCGGGACUACCAAGAGCGGCAGCACACCCAGCAGAACCCCAAACCAGAUGUUGGAGAACAAGAAAAGUACUGACUGAUGCGUGUUGUUGUUGUGUUUUUAUGACCGUGGUUCUGAAUGCGCCUUCAGCCUUCAUUUAUCAUGAAAGCCAUGUUGGCCUUUUUCUGUUUUGAUGUUUGCAUGACAGCUGAGGCCUGGAAAGUAGCACAGCAUCCUUCCAGCCUCUCUCACACUCACACCAUCGCUGGGAAGAAUAAGCUUUAUGCUGAUGAGGACAUGAUGGAAAUGUUUGCUAGCUUCCAUGAGCACUAAUCCUUGCAGGCUUUCAAAAAACAAUCACAUCUUUCAAAUCAUGGAAGGUCCAAUCACAGAUGACUAUGCUUCCAUGCCAAACUAACUUUUAUUGUGAUUGCUUUUCCUCUUUUUUUGCCAUUUUGCUCUUUUUUCCCCUCAACAAGCUAAAGAGUUGUUUUGUUUUUUUUUUUAAGGAUGGGCUUGGAAAAUGUAAAAUAUGAUGCCUGGAAAAUGUCAAAAAAAAAUAAUUGUUUUUGUUUUGAUAAUAUAGACAUACAUUUAUGUAAUAUUAACCUUUUGUGAAUUAUCUUUUUAUAUUGACAAUAAAUAUGUUUAUUCAAAUAAUGAUUGAAACAAAGCUAAAUGACAGGGCUGUGUUAUGAGCAAUGGGGAGUUGCGCUCAAAGACACCACGUCAUUUAAGCUGAAUUGACAUGUUAUGAGUGAAUUUUGUCAGAUUUCCGAGCAUACCUAAAUGCACCAAAUGGUACUUCCGCGUGAAGAGUUCCAAAGUGAGUGAUGAUAAUAUCCACAUGUUGUUUUUCAUUGCAUUUCUCUUCAUUUACGCCACACAUACACGCAUUACAAAGACGUUGUUGUGAUGUUCCGAGUGUCAGUGAACGCAUCUCGCGCUGAGAUGAGUUCAAGUGUUGCAAUGAAUGGUCGAGAUACGUGUUUGUUUUACAGAUGCAUGUAUGGCCUUGGAAUUGCACUGCUGUUGUGCUGUUGUGUAUACCUCUGGGGGGGGGUGUCCGUCGUCAUAACAGAAAGGCGUGGCCUGCCGUCACGCCAUGCCUUACGUCAUCAUACGUCAUUAUUGAAAUAAAUUAGUUAACGCACAAUUUUUGACAGACCUAAUAUUUACAAAUUGUUGAUUUAUGAAUGGCUAUUUAUAUUCACAUAUGUAUUAUUAUUGUGUUGUCAGAAAUAUAUAUAUAUAUAUAUAUAUAUAUAUAUAUAUAUAUAUAUAUAUAUAUA
Dunckerocampus dactyliophorus (ringed pipefish) is the source of this 1787-nucleotide messenger RNA. Its product is annotated as cytochrome c oxidase assembly protein COX16 homolog, mitochondrial. The coding region runs from base 247 to 591 and encodes 114 amino acids. NCBI's taxonomy places the organism in Eukaryota, Metazoa, Chordata, Actinopteri, Syngnathiformes, Syngnathidae. The record is from RefSeq and is a predicted model, not a curated record. The transcript has 4 exons. Gene Ontology annotation, biological process: mitochondrial respiratory chain complex IV assembly. Gene Ontology annotation, cellular component: mitochondrial inner membrane.